This is a messenger RNA of Sesamum indicum (sesame), 549 nucleotides long. RefSeq names its product pathogenesis-related leaf protein 6-like. The record is from RefSeq and is a predicted model, not a curated record. NCBI's taxonomy places the organism in Eukaryota, Viridiplantae, Streptophyta, Magnoliopsida, Lamiales, Pedaliaceae.
AUGGCCAGAAUCCUGCAACUAUCCCUCCUGGCUCUAUUAUCCCUCUUCCACAUCCCCUUUUCUCUUGGCGUUCCGGCUACCGAUCUAGAUGGCUUUAUCGAUGAAUACCUAAGCGUCAACUAUCAUCGAGCUGAGGUCGACGUUCCUCCACUCAAGUGGAAUGCGAGCUUGGCGGUGGUGGCAAGCGAUCUGGCCGACCAACUAGCCGACAGCAUAACACCAUCCGACGCGCCACCACAUUACGGUGGUUUUGGGGUGACUACUUACAUAUCAUGCUACGAUAUUCCGCCAAUGGCACAGCGCGCUGUGUGGGGAUGGUCUCAGCAGAGGACUGCAUACAACUACACCACGAAUUCAUGCAUCGAGAAUCGGAAGUGCAGCGACUACACGCAGAUGGUAUGGAAGAAUUCGACCGAGUUUGGAUGCAGUUUGGGAAGAUCAUGUAAUGAGCCCUCGUGCUCGCCUCCUGAGGCCACCUUUUCAUAUCCCACACUGUUUGUGUGUGUGUAUAAUCCCCCGGGGAACACAAGUGCCCAGCGCCCAUAUUAG